UCGACGACCACCAUGCCGGGGACAUGGACCGCCGCGGAGCACAUCGGCCUGCUCAAGGAGUCGCUCCAGGCGUCCAUACCCUACACCAGCGGCGUGCAACGCGUCCGCAAGGAGGAUUUGGGCGUCUUUUAUCGGGGGCCAGUUGAACUGGGAUAUAUUGACUUCAACGCCCCGUCCGAGCAGGAGCUGGUGCGGCUGGCGGAAGCGUGCCAGAAGGCGACGUUUGGCGCAGAGAACGGGGACGUGCUCGACGAGACGUACCGCAAGGCCGGCAAGAUGGACGUGAAAAACUUUGCGGCGAGGCUCGACUUGGCGUCGACUGGGAUCCUGGAUGCGAUCGCACCGGACUUGCUCAUCGGCUAUGAGGCUGACGAAGAUGAGAGUGUGUUGAGGGCAGAGAUGUACAAGCUGAAUGUCUAUGGCCCCGGCUCGUUUUUCAAGGCUCACCAAGACACACCUCGUGCAGCCAACAUGAUCGGCUCGCUUGUCGUUGUCCUUCCAACAGACCAUGAGGGAGGGAUGCUGACGCUCUCGCAAGACGGCUCAACCUGGAUAUUCGACUCCGCCCGCCAACUCGAAGCGCACCGUGACUCGCCCAUGGUAGCCUAUAUCGCGUUCUUCAGCGACGUCACGCACACUGUCGAGCCAGUUGUCUCUGGCUACCGCGUUACCCUGACGUACAAUUUGUUCUUGACGCCGCGUUCAGCCACAGGACCAAACAACAGGCUCGUGCCCCCGCCAGAGCAAGCCUGCGAGACUUCACUCCGGGCAUUGCUCGCGGACCCGAAGUGGUUCCCCAAGGGCGGGCAUCUGGCGUUCGGGCUGACACAUCAAUACCCGAUGCCCCACCCACAGAAGCCCUCGGACAACGACGACGACGACGACGAAAUGUACGUCGAUUCGGACUCCGACUCGGAGCGCGGGCCGGAAAAGAGCCGUGUGACCGGCCCGCUGCUCGACACCGCAUUGCUCAAGGGCUGCGACGCGCGGCUCCGCAAUGCGGCCGUCCGGGCCGGGCUCAUGCCGCGCAUUCGGCUGGUAUACCGCACCCGGGAGCUGCGCCACAACGGAGAGCGCCGGUCCACGCUUGUGGUGAUGGACCAGCAGGCGACGCUGCGCACCGUGGCCACGCCAUAUGACGACGGGCCGGACGUCGACACGGAGAUCGAGCGACAGGGGACGUUGUUGACGGAGGUCGGCCCGGAGGGACGGAGGACUGCCACCAAGACCAAGACACCUGAUCAAGGCUCCCGCAGGACGGAGCUGGUGCACUGGGUGACCCCGCGGGGCAGGCAGAACCGGGCCGAGAGCGGAUUUGGCGGGUACAUGGGGAAUGAGUAUGGCCAGGGUUGUGUCUACGGUGAUGCGGAGCUGUUUAUACGCAUCCCGAAGGUAGGCGAGGAGGGUAGGUGA
Mycena indigotica is the source of this 1413-nucleotide messenger RNA. RefSeq names its product Fe2OG dioxygenase domain-containing protein. Bases 13 to 1413 code for a protein of 466 amino acids. Lineage: Eukaryota; Fungi; Basidiomycota; Agaricomycetes; Agaricales; Mycenaceae. The record is from RefSeq and is a predicted model, not a curated record. The transcript is spliced from 3 exons.